Messenger RNA from Oncorhynchus gorbuscha (pink salmon), 680 nucleotides. RefSeq names its product NADH:ubiquinone oxidoreductase subunit S6 (gene ndufs6). The record is from RefSeq and is a predicted model, not a curated record. The transcript is spliced from 4 exons. Gene Ontology annotation, biological process: mitochondrial electron transport, NADH to ubiquinone. NCBI's taxonomy places the organism in Eukaryota, Metazoa, Chordata, Actinopteri, Salmoniformes, Salmonidae. Bases 226 to 615 code for a protein of 129 amino acids.
ACUUUCUCGCUUUCAUUUCAACAGUAACGCGUUGCUGAAUUGAUCAAAUACCACAUCUUUACACUAAUCCAAUCCUUAAUAUGAUAAUGAUGUUACUGUUGGUUGCAAACGAUUCGUGAAUAAUAUAAUGUGAUUCCCGGCACUUGGACCAGGCGGACGUAUUUGGAGGGCGGAGAAUCUCCCUAUUCUUUGCAAAGCCUCCUGGGUACAGAGUCCAUUUUAAACAUGGCGGCCGCGCUGCGUCGGAUUCUGUCCUUCAGUAGAAAUGCUAAAGUGUUUGUAUCACCUUUGAAGACAUCGGCGUUUUCUGUACAGCGCUACAGUCUAGAAGUGUCGACCACUGGAGAGCAAGUUACCCACACUGGACAGGUGUAUGAUGAAAAUGAUCCCAGGCGGGCCAGAUUCGUGGGACGACAGAAAGAGGUGAACAAGAACUUUGCCAUCAAGCUGGUGGCUGAGGAGCCGGUCAGUGGCGUUGAGGCCAGAGUGGUGUCAUGUGACGGGGGUGGAGGAGCACUCGGCCACCCCAAAGUCUAUAUCAACCUGGAUAAAGAAACUAAAGUGGGCACAUGUGGCUACUGUGGACUGCAGUUCAAACAGACCCAUCAUCAUUGAGACUUGUUCUCAGUCAAUCUUGCUCUGUUUAGUGUUAUUCUGGUUAAUAAAUGAUAUCUGCUAUU